This is a messenger RNA of Psylliodes chrysocephalus, 4685 nucleotides long. Lineage: Eukaryota; Metazoa; Arthropoda; Insecta; Coleoptera; Chrysomelidae. The record is from the annotation of a GenBank genome assembly.
ACCUAAAUCUGGCCCUCUAGAUGUAUAUAGAAAAAAAGCAUCUUUUGACUGGAGAAAAUUAAAAAUUUUUUUGAACACUGAAGAGGUUAUUCAAUAUGAGGAAGAGAUAAAAGAAAAGAAAAAAUUAAUGGACCUGCUUUUCAGAUACGAAACAUUCAAUGUUUUAGUAAAAUACAACGUUGAAUCAGAUAUGCAGUCUUGGAUCAGAUUCGCAGUAUGCGAUUUAUUAGAAGAAGUUAAAGAUUGCUUAGGAAAUUUUCAAAUCGAAGAUGCAAUUCUAAUUUAUAGCAGAAUGGAUGAAGAAACUGUGAAAUCGUUAAAUGAAAAAUUUGUCAACGAUGUAUUGGACAUUUUUAAAAAUCCUCCCCAAGACCUCUACCAAUCGUUUUUACCCACCUUUUUUCCAAUAACCAUGACCCACCUUCCCUCUGCAAUGUCUCUUUUCCUAACCUGGUUACAAGACGAAAUUCUUCACAUGGAAAAACGGGAUGCUACUAAUUUUCCCGAAAACGGUGUAAAAAUGGUAGAAGACGUUCUCGAACUUAUCAGAGUCGAAAAACACGGCGUACUGUUGCGUCAAUGUAUGCUCAAUCGUAAGAGCCUCGAAAAUCUAUCGAAUCUAUUGAAAGGUUUAAAGACUCUGCAGAAGCUGAAGGAAAUGUAUGCGAUCAAAGUUGAAUUGAGCGAAUACUUAGAGGGUCCAAAAAAAUUUGUAAGCACACUUUUGCGAGUAUCCAUGCCUCCGGAACUCUACAAUGGAUUUUUGAAAAACUUCCUACAAAUCUAUAUGCUCCAGAACGACAUUAAUCAUAAUACGAUAUUCGCUGAAGAAAUUAACAAUCUGUUAAAAUGUAACGGCGACUGGUUGUCUACCAUAGAAAUUAUCUUCGAUAACAUUAGUUCCUUGGAUAUCAAACUUCAGAUUACGCAAAAAUUACUUUUAAAUUCUCCCGUCCCCUGGUGUGACGCUGUAAAAAGGAUGGCUGAUCGAUCGUUGCAGUUUUCACAUCCCAUGGUCGAAACGAUAUCGAAAAUGUUGAGCAACGAAGGUCGAUAUAAAGUAAUUCAAAAUCGCGAAUAUUUGAUAAACGAGAGGAAACUUGACGAACAGUUUUGUAGGGUCGUAAACCGUAUUGUAUACGUUGACGAGCCACAAAUGGUUGAUGAUAUAUUUCACCUGUGUAGUAUUGAUGAUCAGUAUUUGAAUGCCACUGUCAUCUUAGUAAAUCAUUUUAUAUUAAAAGAAGAUUUAGAUCAGGCCAUAGCCGUGUUGGAUAGAAAUAAACCAGAAAUUUUGUACCGAUGUGGAAGAAAUCUCUUUGAUUAUGCUGAAAAUAUUAUCAAAGCAAGGUAUCAUAAAGCUUCGACGAAAGAAAAGUACUACAACUUUUUACCGAUUUUAAUCAAAAAGCUUAAAAACGGCGGCUAUAAGGAAUUGGAAAUGCAUCAUGUCAAAGAACGUUUUAGAAUAAUGCAAGGCCAAUAUUUCUUCAAACAACAUUUUGGUAUCGAUUUUACCGAUGCUCAAUUUAAAUCUCCCAUGGAAAUUAUACAAAGCAUCGACUUGGCCUCUCGGGAUUUUACCGAGAUUCUUCAAUACGCCGAUCGUAUAGCUUUCUUCUUGUCAAAGGAUACUGACGAGAUACUCUUACAAUUAUGCGACAGCAUCAAAAAAUUCGAUAUUCUUAUAAAGGCGGGAGAAUACUUAUACGAAACCGAUAGUAGCGCCAAAAAUCUUUGUGUGAUCACGAUGCUAUUUCUAAAAUAUUUGGGUAUUCAAAAUUGUCCUCAACUUCACACUACAGUAUUCGAGAAAAUCCACGAUCAAACGUUGCCGACUUUUGAUAAUUUGAAUGGCCUGGACGAAACCUCGGAAAAUGAUAAAUUUUUGAAAGGUUUAAAGUUGGGUGAUAAACUCAUCAGAAAGGCUAUGGCGAAGGACGGUACAGAUCUUCAAAUAGACAAGGUUUCUAAGUGGUUAGAUGUUUGUUUCUAUUUAACAAGAUCGAAUAGCACCCUUGAUGACUAUUUACAUCCUAAUGUCUACUAUCCCAAACAAAAUAUGCCUAGUAGUACUGUGUUGCAAACAAUACAAUUCUGUUUUAAAGGUAUUUUUGCACGCGUAGAUGUCCAGAAAGAUUCUGAAUAUUAUUCUGUCUUCCCAUCAAACAUGGAAUUAGAAGAGGAACUAUUAACAGAAACAUCAAUAAAUACAACUCUUGCGUCGGCAAUAGAUACAUUUUGUAGAGAAGGCCAAGCCCCGACAGCGUACUUAUUACUUGGGACAGUCGCGAAUUCUCUGGUUUUGCAUCCAUCUCAAGACUCUAACGUAUUAAAAUCUUUAAAAUUGCUCGAAAAAAAAUGUUUGGUACAAUUUAUUAAUGCAGUUGUAUCGGCUGAACACAUCGAUUUGGAGCUAUUGUACAAUUUAUUUUUAGCUAUGCCGCAGGACUACAAAAAAUAUCUUACCCAUUUUUUGCAAACACAUAGACAAAAUUUUAGGAAACUAAAAGAUUUGUCGGGGGUUGGUAUUGCAUUACUAGAUUUUUUCAAAGACACCGAAGGAAGAGCAAUUUUGAUAGAUACCGUCAAAAGUUGCAAAUGGUGGGGCCAGUUAACCAGUAUUCAUUCUAAAAUGAUCUACAAGGAAUUUUUUAAAUCGGACCCCGACGCGAGAUUAAAAUUAGUAAUAAAUCUCGAUGCAGUUGGAUUUGAAGAAAUCAAUUCGUUUUGCAAAGACUUUAAUUUAGAUGUCGAUGAAUACAAUCGAGAAUAUUUAAAAAGUUCUCUACUAAAUUUUACGCCACAAUAUAAAAUUGAAAAGAUGUGGGACAAAAAAGUACUCGUUGUAGAAAAUAAUGAAGACAGUCUUUACAAAAAAUGUCAAAAAAUUAUUAGAUCAAUAAAAGAUAAAGCAAGAGCAUUUUUAGACAUGGUAAACAUAUUAAAAGAGGUGAAUUUCUAUUAUUACGAAGUCUUUUUGACCAUCUACAAGCUCUUAGAAGAUAAUACCCAAACAACCUACUCCGAGGAUAAAAAGAUGAUGGUAUUUUUGAAAGAAUAUACUAGAUUCGGAAGGCCCAGUCAAAGAGAGAAAGAAGCGUGGUACACAACGUUUCCAGAUACGCAAAUUUUGGAUCCACUUUCCGAAUUUCGCGUACCCUUCAUACCUUUAUUGUUUUCUUCGGAAAUUUGGAGCAUUUUAAGACCCGAAGUCAGUUUGACUUCUUACAAGUUGUGGUUUAAUGCUACAUAUAUAUUGAGUAAUAAUUUGAAAGUAGAUGAUAUAUGCGUGUAUGCUGUAAAAAAUGUGGUUUCCAGUGGUAUUUUAGGAACCUAUGUACCCAACGAUUGGAAGCUUUAUUCCGAAUUCGAUGAUCUUCUUCAUAAGGUUGAUGAAUGCGUUCAUAAUAUAAAGAAUUUGGAAAGUGCAACCUCGGUCGUUUACGAAUUGAUGAACAAUAUACCAAAUGGAGCAGAUAAAGUGAAAGCAGCAGAAUUGAGUUUGAAAUAUGCGGUUCAAUACAGAGGACAGAAUAUGCAUAACUCCGAAGUGGAAAAGACCUUCAAAAAAUUUACAAACAAUUUUUACAGUUUAUCAGUUAGACACGUUUUGCAUAGAUACAAUUUGAACAAAGAAAUCUAUUUGAAAUUGGUUACGCAGCCCGAGAUUCUGAUCGAAAACCUUUAUACGGAUGAAAGGGUUUCCAAGCAGACCGUUUUUGUGAGUUUGGAUUAUUCAGAUAUCAACGAUGCAGUAGAUGCCAUAUCGGAGCUUUUCGGCUUAGAUGUCGGGAAUAUAAGAUUCAGUUUAUUAAAACGUUGGUUAAGCAGUCCGAAUGAUUUCGAUAUGACACUAACGUUAUCUCCCUUCAAGAAUAAUUCGUUCAACCGCGUUGAGGACGAUGAUAAUUUAAAAAGGGCUAUUUAUAUAUGCAACAGUAGAAAUCAACAGCAUUUGGAAACGUAUCUGUUAGAAGUGGUACUAACUGAGGACGAUUUAGAUGUCAGAGGCAGAAAUAUGGUUUUCAAAGCGAACGCUGCUAAGUGUUUUUGUGCUAUUACAGACGAAGCGAGAAUAAUUGAAGUUACGAAGUUAUCUUACGGGGAGUUUCUUAAAUAUGUUGAUAAGCUAGUUCUAUUAAGCGAAUUGGAGUCUUUGGGAAUAAUGUUGAAUAUAGAAACCCUAAAUGUGAUGAGUAAAAGAGAAUUGCUUAAGAAAUUAUAUCAUAUGGGUAAACCUCUGGCUAUUAAAUGUAUGGGCGCCGUUUGCAUGACAUAUUUUCUAGAGGAACAUAAAUAUUGGGAAUACAUUAUAAAUUGUUCUAUCAAAUUUGAAAUGAUAGCAGAUUUGAAAACGUACGUUGAUUUUCUGAAAAAUAAAUGCGACAAACAGUUUUAUAUAAACGCUUGGCAAGUCAUAAUAGACAAAACAUUUCAAGAAAUCAUUCAUGUAUCUAAUGAGGAUUUGGAAAAAACUUUGAUCAACAACUUUUUAAUGAUUCAGUCUUUUUAAUAAAAUUAUGGAGAUAUGUAAUAAUAUAAACAAGACAGAAUAUGCUGCUCUGCUUAUUCGGUAUAUGAAGAAAUGUGAUAAAGGAGAGUUUAUUCCACGAGAUUGAUUUUACAAAAUUGAAGAAUAAAGGAUUAUGGGGCGUGCAUAAUGUAAGUAAAAUGUUUUUUUU